This is a messenger RNA of Betta splendens (Siamese fighting fish), 3391 nucleotides long. It is a transcript of the gene casp7, whose product is annotated as caspase 7, apoptosis-related cysteine peptidase. Lineage: Eukaryota; Metazoa; Chordata; Actinopteri; Anabantiformes; Osphronemidae. Gene Ontology annotation, cellular component: cytoplasm. The transcript is spliced from 6 exons. Gene Ontology annotation, biological process: apoptotic process; proteolysis. The record is from RefSeq and is a predicted model, not a curated record. Bases 764 to 1636 code for a protein of 290 amino acids.
UAUAAGUACUUAUACAAAAGUACUUAUGGUAAAGUACUUUAGCUGACUUAAAGUGUACACUAAUGACUAUACAGAAAAGCUAUACAUCUUCUGAAGGUUGGUCUGUUUUUUUAUCCUCAUUUAACCAUUUUCUCUGCUCCAUUGCACUUUAUUACUGUUACGGGGAAACAGAGAGUUGUACUUUGAACAGUAGCUCGGAAUGUUGGUCAUACGACGAAGAUGCCUUCAGUUCCUGCAGGCGUGGCUUUGAUGUGUAAUCACUUACUGGGCUUUCCAGCUAAAGAGAAACCAAACAUACGGCAUUAUUAAAGAAAAAAGAGGCGCACCAUUAAUUUGAAGGACAAACUUAGUUUUGAGUAGCAAUAAUGUCCUGCAUUGGAACAAGGAACGUGAGAACAGAUUGAUUGGUUGAAUUAUUCAGUUAGAUGUUACAGGGUUUCUGGUUCAAAGGUCAAGGUGCCACUAAGUGUGACCGCGCAGGUGCGUUCUGUGUCGGUCAGCAGCGGAGCAGCGUGUUGCCCCCGUGUGACCUCAGCAGUGUGUGAAUGGGCCUUUGGAAAGCACUGGCGUGGUGGCAGGGCUGCUGACUCAGGGGGCUCACAGUGCGCCGCCCCUGAACUCACCCGCCGGCCCAGUCGCGUCCCCAUCCAGUGCAGAGAGCAUGUCAGCGUCCUAGCACGGCCCAAAUCAAGCUGCCACAUCUGGAGAAACACACAGGCUCGGGGGGAGACAAUACGAACGAGGCGGAAGCAACGCGUUUCAGAUGCAGAGUGGCGUGGCGCUCAAUGACGAACCCAGUAAGAAGAAUAAGGAUGGCCAGACGAGGGAGCAGGAACACUCUUCUGAAAGCCAUUACAGAAUCGUUUCACCAACAUUCCAGUAUACGAUGAGCCACAAGCGAGUGGGCAAGUGCAUCAUCAUCAACAACAAAAACUUUGAUGAAAAGACAGGAAUGAAUGUACGCAAUGGCACGGACCGAGAUGCGGGUGAACUGUUCCAGUGCUUCAAGAACUUGGGCUUCGACGUCUUCAUCUACAACGAUCAGACAUGUGAGAAGAUGGAGCGUCUUCUCAAAGAAGCCUCAGAGGAAGACCACAGCGACAGCUCGUGUUUCGCCUGUAUCCUCCUAAGCCAUGGUGAGGAGGGCAUGAUCUACGGCACAGACGGCGCCAUGCCCAUAAAGACCAUGACCUCACUAUUCAGAGGGGACAUGUGCAAAAGCUUAGUUGGGAAGCCAAAGCUCUUCUUCAUCCAGGUACGCAGCUCUGAGGCUUGUCGGGGUUCCGAAUUCGAUGACGGUAUACAGACAGAUUCGGGUCCGCCAAGUGACACGCUGGAGACCGACGCUAAUCCAAGACAUAAAAUCCCUGUAGAAGCGGAUUUCCUCUUUGCCUACUCCACUGUGCCAGGCUACUACUCCUGGAGGAAUCCUGGACGCGGCUCCUGGUUUGUCCAGGCUCUCUGCAACGUCCUCAAGGAGUUUGGCAAGCAGCUGGAGAUCAUGCAGAUCCUGACGCGCGUCAACUACAUGGUGGCCACCAGCUUCGAGUCCUGGUCCGAAGACCCACGCUUCAGUGAGAAGAAGCAGAUUCCCUGCGUGGUCUCGAUGCUGACCAAAGAACUGUACUUCCACUGACCGUACUGUACGACGCCACAGACCGACUGACCGACUGAUCAACUUACUGACUGUUUCAGCUGCUAAGGCUAAGUGGUCAGAGCAUUCAGGGAUGAUUCAGGCUCAGCAGGACGCUGCACAUUUACAUUUGAAUGUGUCUGGAAACGUACACUCCACGAGGAGCGAGAAACGUUUUACAGUGACGCGUCACGUCAUGUGUCGGCGGCGAACAUUCUUCCUCUUCUUCAGUUCAUAACAUUACAUUUGAUGGGAUCUUUGUUAACAGGCAUUGUGAAAUAUCCAUGUUUUUCUGCCAGCCCAAAGAAUAUGCAGCCAGUUUUUUUCUGAAUAUGUACGUCUGCAUUUUCCAAGGUUAGCAUCAGAUAUCAAGAAACACCGAUUGAUAAGGGCAUGUACAGUAAAGACGGGCAGAGGGGGAUUUAUAACCGGUCCAAUUCAGUCCAGUCUGUUUACUGUAGAUUUGGUAAACAUUGCACAGAAUUUUUCUAGUAAACUUGGUGAGAGUUGAAUGUUUUAAAACUUGUAUUAGAAAAUGCAUUAGUUUUGUCCCAUUAGAGAAAACGUUUACAAACCCCUGGGUUGCCAUAAUAGAAAUAUUACAAUAAUAAUAGAGAAUACUUUUACAAACCUGGUUGAAUGAAUUGUUGAGGCAAAAAAAGAAAAUCUGAUCAGAUCACUUUCAGAUAUGUGUUUUUUGUCUGUAGAGAAAGAGACAAAAGACAAAGACAACACUGAGCAGACACACGUCAUACUGCUCUCAGUCAAAGCUUAGAGUCUUUGUGUCCCUGGAACGUUUACGAUCGUAGCAGCACGCUGGCAUCCUCAGGUUCCUUAAUGUCCCAGACAGUGGGUAAAUGUCAUGUUAAACCAAUUCCGUGUGUAUUAUUAGGAAGCUGUGAUCUUUUGCUGUGUAUUGAUUAGUUAAAUGUCGAGUGCGGUAUACAGUAUAGUCCACCCCAAUAAAACACAAUGCUGAAGAUUGGUGGCAAUUAAAAGUGGAAGAGGUGAAGCAAAUAUGAUCAAAUAAUCAGUUUAUCGUCAUUCUCUUCACAAUGCAGGAUCGUUCCCUCCUCAGGGAAUGUAGGCAUGUCUAAAAUGUGUCAUACAGAUAUACCGGGGUCCAAAGCACGAAUGCCUCAUGAUUUCACUGUAUAUUAGUGUUGUACAUUGCCACAGACACUACACUAAAGGAAACAGUCUGACGAGUUUCAUUUUAAAACACGUUCUGUCAGCGUCUGUCACACGCAGAGGCAGCUAUUACUGGUGUCUGGCCACACGCACCAUCCAUGUGUCUGCAGUACAUUAUCCCCAGCAUUUUAGGGUCAAGGUUCAGCAAAUGCUUUCAUUUAUCUUUAUGAUAUUCAUACUUUUAUGUUUUCAUUGGUCAUAUUUGAGUUAUUUUAACAAUAUUUAAUAUGCACAUACAGUACGUGUGACUGAAACCUUUGUGCAAUACAAGACACAACUCCUAAACCUUCUGGAUCUGAUCAGUGAUGUGCUGAAAGGAGUGUUCACUCCUCUUGUUUUGAAAUUGAACUGAAUUAACUGAAUUUGUUUUUUUUAUUUCAAGAAAUACAUUUUUAAUGCUUUCCAGUGCUGUUGUUCUCAGGAAAAUAUUUGAAAGGAUUUGGAUAAUAUAAUAAAUGAAUGAGCAGAUUUGGCCCAGUUUUCAUAAAUUGGUGGCACAACCUUGUUUAAAUUUCAAGACGGAGAAAUGCUGCUGUAAAAAUCUCAUCAAUAAAUAUGAAGAAUUCA